CUGCUCCAAGAUCCCUCAGACGACCACCGCGAGAUGCGUGCGUCCCUCCGCCUCGCCCAGAUUCAGCGGUAUACCCUCGCAGCGCCCUCGGCGCUCGUGCGCGCGCGCGGCGGCGCAUUCAACCCCGCGCUCGACGACGACUUUGCCAUCUACCCCGACUUCUUCAGUCCGGCGGAGAGCCGCGCGCUCCUCGGCCUGGCGCUGUGGAAGCUCGAUCGCGCGGACUCGAAGCGCCGGCGUAGGCGAAGAGGAGGGGAGGAGAAGAAGGAGGAGGCCAGAGGCGCACCAUUGCAGGACAUGUUCAUGGGGCCCUAUGGGUUCGAAGAGGGCCACUUUGACUCUGUCAUCCACAACUACCGCGAGUCGCUCGUGACUAGCCUCCCGCCCGACGCGAGCGCCGAGCUCGCCAGCGUUCUGGGAAGACUGUAUCGCCUCGUCCCCGGCCUCAAGCUUCCGGCUUCGCCCACCCCCGCCGACCUGCCGCCAGAGGGGAGCAGCACGCAUGCACUGCACCUGGCGCCGGAGGGCGCGAUCCUCGCGCACGUCGACAACCUCGAGGCGUCGGGGCAGACGAUUGUCGGCGCCAGCCUCGGCGCCGCCCGCAUCCUCAGACUAGACAAGGACGGGGAGGGAUGGGACGUGCUCCUCCCCUCCGGCAGUGUGUACAUGCAAAAGGGGCGGGUGCGGUACGACUACACGCACGCAGUGCUGGGCUUCACCGAGAGCCGGUGGGAGGGCGUGCCGUUGCCCCGGGGGCAUCGCGUCAGCUUUAUGGUCCGGGACGCGCCAGCACGCCCGGCACAGUUGUAGAUUGCAUAGCAUACGUUGUUACUCCUCCGUUUGAGGCUCCGCGACGAGACUUGUCAAAGCGACAGACCUGCUAGAGCUCCUACUUCAGCCUGUGUUCAUACUCGUCAUACGCCUCGUGACCGUAGAAUCCUGCGCUGACGCCUGCGAGGAUAGACAUGGUGAUGGGGAUGGGCGAGCGCGUCCGCAGUGCGCGUCUGGAGUCAACGGGGCUCAUCCUCGGCCUUCCGAUCCCCCCUAUCACACCUCGGCCUUGCUGUCCCCUCCACUUCGCUCUCCUGCCUCCGUUCCCUUCGCGUUCUCCUUCCGUCGCUCCAUCCCUCCGUCCCUCCGUUCCCGCCGUUCCCGCCGUUCCUGCGUUCGCCGCCGCCGCCGCCGUCU
Molecule: messenger RNA, 1188 nt
Organism: Cutaneotrichosporon oleaginosum
Lineage: Eukaryota; Fungi; Basidiomycota; Tremellomycetes; Trichosporonales; Trichosporonaceae
Biological process (GO): fatty acid metabolic process; DNA damage response
Cellular component (GO): mitochondrial matrix
Source: RefSeq, a predicted model, not a curated record